Histoplasma capsulatum G186AR is the source of this 1327-nucleotide messenger RNA. Its product is annotated as ankyrin repeat protein. Gene Ontology annotation, molecular function: protein binding. The coding region runs from base 367 to 948 and encodes 193 amino acids. The record is from RefSeq and is a predicted model, not a curated record. The transcript is spliced from 3 exons. Lineage: Eukaryota; Fungi; Ascomycota; Eurotiomycetes; Onygenales; Ajellomycetaceae.
UAACAACCCUAAUAGCAAGAAUAAGGACUGCGACUAUACCGAGCCUCUCCUCCAUCGCGGCUUUACCUGGCAGGUCAAAAUACUUUCGUUUUUGUUGACUACGACAACGGCGAAGCAUCAUAGCUUAGCGCUUGGUUGGUCGUCCCGCCCCCGCAUCAUCAACUCCAGGCUUCCAGCUUCACCGUUGAGUGUUGAUUUGCUUAUUUAUUCCGUGACAAUUCCGCAUGAGUAAAUUUUGACGCACUCCUACUUCCGUAUUCAUAGGUCUCUCAAAAUUAGACCAAACUUCGAAACCCCAAAGCAUACCCCGCGCUCGGGUUGCAAUUGCCCUCUUUUACGCAAACGGGAAGCAAUAGACCCAACACAAUGCGCCCGGAGGAUGACAAGAGAAUAGCGGACGAUGAGGGAGCCAGUCCUGCUGAGAGAGUUGCCGCAGCCUGCCGGGAAGAUAACACGGAUGCCCUAGAAGAAGUCCUUACAGAGAUGGAGAGUGGGAAGAAAACAAAUGAGGAAAUUGCUGCGUUUUUCAACAGCGUUACGGAUCCCUUGGGCAAUCAUGCGCUUCAUAUCUGUGCUAUGCAUGGAAGCUACCACGCAGCCGAUUUCCUCUUCGAUAUAGAAUUUUUCGAAUGCGACCCAAGAACUCGACUCGACAAAGAAACCCCCCUUCACCUCGUCGCGCGCUACGCAAACGACACGAGCCGUUACAAUUCUGUCACAGAUGCCAUCACAAUGGUUAAAAUGAUGUGCGAAGCCGGCUGCGACCCGCGGGUAACGAAUAAAAAUGGCGAGACGCCUUCCCGAUUGCCGGAUAUGAUUCCAGAGGAGUUGCGAAGGGAACUGAGGCAGGCGGAAUAUCUACUAAAUGAGGGGUUGGGGUUACAAGAUGAUCCUGAUAGCGAUGGCGAUGGUGCGCGGGCGGGGAAUAGCGCGAGUGAUUCUGAGUGAGGAUAGAUAGUGCUUGGGUGGUGUGAGAGAAUGUCCCGUUUACGAGUCUUCUUCUUGUUGUUUUUCUUCCUCGGCUAUAUUAGAUCAAUUCAACGUUUCUGAUUAAAUUCCAUUCGCGUAUGCGAAAAGCUAAAAGAGAAGAAAAAGGCGAAAAACAGAACGAAAGAAAGCUGGAAGAAGAAAUAAGGGGGGAAAACUGCCUUUGGGUACCACAUGCAUGAUUUGCUGUUGUUUAGCGUCUGUUUCCUUGUUGUGUCCGAUUUUUUUUUUUGUUUCUUGACUUUUUUAUUGCAGUAUCCGUCCUUCCAUUUACCCUCGAGUUAUUUGUUAUCCACCUCUUCUUACCUAUCUAUCCAGGUAUUUAGCCCAUGCAUUCCCC